This is a messenger RNA of Scophthalmus maximus (turbot), 2087 nucleotides long. RefSeq names its product ras-related protein Rap-2a. Lineage: Eukaryota; Metazoa; Chordata; Actinopteri; Pleuronectiformes; Scophthalmidae. Gene Ontology annotation, cellular component: plasma membrane. Gene Ontology annotation, biological process: negative regulation of cell migration; Rap protein signal transduction. The record is from RefSeq and is a predicted model, not a curated record. The coding region runs from base 554 to 1105 and encodes 183 amino acids. Gene Ontology annotation, molecular function: GDP binding; GTP binding; GTPase activity. The transcript is spliced from 2 exons.
AUGGAUGCGCCAGUUCCAGAGGCGUGGAUUCAGCAGCGGCGGCGGCGGCGGCGGCGGCAGGACGCUCCUCUUCCUCGGGACAAACGGGCUCUUUGCCUUCGAGUCUUCUGUACUGGACCGCGCCGGACCGAGGGAGGGAGGGAGGGGACACGCGGUUUGCGAGCCCCUCCGCUUCGUCCGUCGCCACAUGCGAUGAGACCGUGCCGCCCUGUCGUGUCUAAUAAUAGCCGAUCCUGCUCGGACCACGCCGACGCCUUGUUGCAUUAUGGAUGCCCCGGGGCCGGAUAGCGUGGGAAUCUGCCAGUAGAGGCUGUGGCCGCGCCGCGCGUCUCGGGGGCUACAUGCUCCAGCAGCAGCAGCAGCAUCCUCCUCAUCCUCAUCAUCAGCCUCGGCUGUAGCCUGUGAGAGCAUCUCGUCGAGCAACCCCCCCCAACCCCCCCUUUCUGCCGCGUCAUGCCCGUAGUCUGAACCGUGCCGCGCCGCGCCGUGCGCCCCGGGGGACGCGUCGCGCUUAGCCGGACUCGGUUCCGCUGCAUGCCGGAGCGCCGCCGCGAUGCGCGAGUAUAAGGUGGUGGUGCUGGGCAGCGGCGGCGUGGGCAAGUCCGCGCUCACCGUGCAGUUCGUCACCGGCACGUUCAUCGAGAAGUACGACCCGACCAUCGAGGACUUCUACCGCAAGGAGAUCGAGGUGGACUCGUCGCCGUCCGUGCUGGAGAUCCUCGACACGGCCGGCACCGAGCAGUUCGCCUCCAUGCGGGACCUGUACAUCAGGAACGGCCAGGGCUUCAUCCUGGUCUACAGCCUGGUCAACCAGCAGAGUUUCCAGGACAUCAAGCCCAUGAGGGACCAGAUCAUCAGGGUCAAGAGGUACCAGCAGGUGCCGGUGGUGCUGGUGGGCAACAAGGUGGACCUGGAGGAGGAGAGGGAGGUGUCGCCCAGCGAGGGCCAGGCGCUGGCCGAGGACUGGGGCUGCCCCUUCAUGGAGACGUCGGCCAAGAGCAAGACCAUGGUGGACGAGCUCUUCGCCGAGAUCGUCCGGCAGAUGGACUUCUGCCCUCUGCCGGACCGGAGAGAGGCCUGCUGCCCCGCCUGCAGCAUACAGUAGCGGCCGAUCAGUCCGCGGGAGGGGGGUGGUGAUGGAUGGGACGACAAGAGGGACUGGGAAUGCAAAUGAAUUUGCGUGAGAUGGACUGAAGUUGGAGGGGUUCGAAGCAGACACCCACUCUCUUGCGUUCAGCAUUUGCACGCUGCUUUCUGUGUCCAGCAGUAGGGAGAUCACGUAGCAGAAGUAGCCAGUGCAGGUCGAGGAAAAAUAACAUUUCGUCAUUCAUGAGUCCCCCUUGAAGGAAAACAGAACGACAACAACACUUGACCUCCCACAUCCAUCACCAUCCUCUUUGGUUUACCAGAUUGAAUUUAUCAGGGUUUCCCAAAGGCAGCACGGUGCCAAAACCAUCUUAAAAAAAGCCAUUGAUAGAGAGGAUCAUAGUGCUCAAUGCCUUUGGGAAACCAGCCAUAGGUUGUGAGCAGGGACGGCCCUGUUUCUUUCUUCUUGCUUGUGUUUUUCUUUUUGCACCCCUGAGACUCUUUUUUUCUUCUUUUUUUCGACGGUGCAAGAACAAUCACCGAGUUAUCUAAAGGGGGAUGUCACCACAAGGACGGUGGUCAUAUACAAGCAGGCCCGCCUAACUAUGAAUGAAUGAACAGAUGAACGAAUGUCUAUAAAAAGGAAACAGCACCUUUGGGGGAAAUUCGUCGGGAAGAUCCCAAAUGUUGACAUACUGUGGAGGAUGCGUGCAUGACGUUGUACUGUCGCACUGACAUUGAGUACAAUCAAUCUCACCCAAAGAGACGAGCAUCAGUCAACCGACCGACCGGUCAGUCAGUCAGUCAGUCAAUCAGUCAUAACCAUGUACGGACAGUCCUCUUUACACUUUACAGUUGAUACAAAUGCCUUGUUACAUUGUAUGGAGUGAACAUCGGUGUCAGUGUGUCGUCCGUUUAUCUUAAAUCACAUCGGAAAUGUUUGUGGGUUCAACGUGAGAAACACAUAUUUUCAACAACAAAAAAUAAAUCUUUAUGCACAA